UAUUUAUUUUGAUUUAUCUAUAGAUAGUAUAAGGGAACAAAAAAAUUUUUCUAUAAAAUAAUAUUGUAUUUAGCUUUAAAUUACUGUUUUCGUAUUAGUUUACGGAGAAUAGUAUGUGGUUACUAUACAAAAACAGAAUCAGAAUUGAAGUUCUCUUCCGAUAGCUUUUCAGUUAGCAUUUAGCGAAGUGCAUAUCUACUUGUUUUGGAUUUGGAUGUUGUACUUUAAGAAUUUUAUUUUUUUUGUUUUGCUCGUUUUCUAAAUUCAUAUUACUAAUUUUAAUUUUAUUAAUAAUUAUUUCAACCUUAAAGUUAGUUUAUUUUGUAUGAUAAUUUUAAUUACAAGCUUUUAAAUUUAAGAAAUGAGAGGACAUUUCGGACGUUUAGCUUUAGUAACUGGUGGAGGAUCUGGGAUUGGAAAAGCAGUAUGCCAGGCACUAACUCGUGAAGGUGCAAAGGUAAUUGUUGCUGAUAAAAAUUAUGAAGCUGCAAAAUUAACAGCGUCGGAAUUAGGGCCAGAAUCUUUAGCUUUAGAAGUUGAUGUAUCUUCAGAUCAGAGCGUUUACAAAUGUUUAAAUGAUGCCAUUAAAAAUUACAAAAGAUCGCCACAAAUAGUUGUUAAUUCUGCUGGAAUAAUACGUGAUGCAUAUCUGUUAAAAAUGACUGAAACGGAAUUCGAUGAUGUUUACAAAAUAAAUCUUAAGGGGACUUUUUUAAUAACACAACAUUUUGCAAAAUCAAUGGUGGAACAUAAAAUUUCUGGAACAAUUAUAAAUAUAUCUAGUAUUGUGGCAAAAUUAAAUACGGUCGGUCAAUGUAAUUAUGCUGCAUCAAAGGCUGGUGUUGCUUCCUUAACUCAAGUUGCCGCAAAAGAAUUUGGAAAAUUUAAUAUAAGGGUAAAUGCCAUAUUGCCUGGGUAUAUAGAAACUCCAAUGACAGAAAAUUUACCUGAGGAUGUAAAGAAAAUUGUAAAGGAACGUUGUGCAAUGAAACGGUUUGGGCGACCAGAAGAAGUUGCUGACGUAGUAGCAUUCUUAGCGUCAGAAAAAUCGUCAUACAUUAAUGGCGCCUUAAUAGAUGUUUCAGGUUGUUUAUCAUAAAUUGAUAUUGCAAAAUUCAAAAAAUUUAAAACGAAGACACAUUUCAAUUGAAAACCGACAAGAAAAUUAAUUGUUAAAGCGUAUACGUACAAUAAUUAUAUUCACAUGUUAUGGAAUAAGAGUGUUAUUUCUAACUGACUGAGAACAAAAAAUACAUUCUACAAUGACGUUCUA
Condylostylus longicornis is the source of this 1273-nucleotide messenger RNA. Its product is annotated as estradiol 17-beta-dehydrogenase 8. Bases 362 to 1099 code for a protein of 245 amino acids. Lineage: Eukaryota; Metazoa; Arthropoda; Insecta; Diptera; Dolichopodidae. Gene Ontology annotation, molecular function: oxidoreductase activity, acting on the CH-OH group of donors, NAD or NADP as acceptor. The record is from RefSeq and is a predicted model, not a curated record. The transcript is spliced from 3 exons.